This is a messenger RNA of Guyanagaster necrorhizus, 534 nucleotides long. RefSeq lists its product as uncharacterized. NCBI's taxonomy places the organism in Eukaryota, Fungi, Basidiomycota, Agaricomycetes, Agaricales, Physalacriaceae. The transcript has 4 exons. Gene Ontology annotation, molecular function: serine-type carboxypeptidase activity. Gene Ontology annotation, biological process: proteolysis. Bases 1 to 534 code for a protein of 177 amino acids. The record is from RefSeq and is a predicted model, not a curated record.
AUGGCAGGCGAAUCAUAUGGUGUAUGUCUUGCAGUUUAUCCUCUCCGGCUCUAUUGGACAUAUGGGGAAGAUACCCCCCCUCUGUUGGCCUCGGCUGUAUAUGACAAGAACGUGAAGCUCUUCGCCGCUGGUCAGACACCUAUCAACCUCGCGUCUGUAAUGAUAGGAAAUGGAAUAACAGAUGGCAUAACAAUGGUUCUAUCAUACUUCGACGUGCAAUGCACCACAGCCUCUGUCCCGCCAAUCCUAGAUAGGAAAACUUGCGUUUAUAUGAAGUCCGCACUCCCAAGAUGCAGAAAAUGGAUGAUCCGAUCCUGCGUGGACCAAUCCGACUCCAUCAACUGCGGCGCUGCAUACUCCUUCUGCAGCUCGGUUCUCAGCGCCCCUUACCGACAAGCCGUCCCAUCACCUAACCUCCUCAUUCUCCCCUUAUCUAAUACCCUCCCUCCUAGAUACAUCCUCCAAUACCUCGACGACCUCAACAUCCGCACCCUCCUCGGUGUCGAUCCCUCCCUAACUGCCAACUGGGACUAA